Messenger RNA from Aspergillus nomiae NRRL 13137, 912 nucleotides. Its product is annotated as MYND domain protein. The record is from RefSeq and is a predicted model, not a curated record. The transcript is spliced from 2 exons. The coding region runs from base 1 to 912 and encodes 303 amino acids. NCBI's taxonomy places the organism in Eukaryota, Fungi, Ascomycota, Eurotiomycetes, Eurotiales, Aspergillaceae.
AUGAACGACCUCCUCCACUCGCGCUCGGAAACAACCACCCGUCUCUAUGCGGACCCUCACAACCCACAUCUUCACCUCGAACGAGGACUACUCCAUGAGCAAUUGGGAUUUGCGGAUUUAGCAUCCGCGGACGCGUAUCGUGCUCUUUCACUGUUGGAGUCCGUCGUUGACCCCGGCGGAUACGACGACGAUUCAUAUAUUGCUACAACACAAGACGAGUAUGACGAAAUCAUUGGGACCGUAUAUGCCUUGCUUGUUCGGAGCUUAGUCACUUGCCGGUGCUACAGAGACGCAUAUGAAUUCUGCAUGCGUGGUUUGUCGCUACUUGGAAGUAUGGAAAAGUGUGAUGGUAAAGCUGUGGAUACCCUCAGGGAGCAGCUAGGCGCAAUUCAGAAAGUAUAUACUUCUCGACGACCAGACUCGGUUAAGGACAAUGGAGCUGCGGAAGUGGAAAUCAACCCCAGUGCUCUGAAUGCGCAGGGCUUCGCGCGGAGGGUCCUGUACCCCUGGAACGAGCACGAGCCGGACAGAAAGGCCCCUGAAACACUCAAGCUGCUCAAUGACAGACUGAAGGAUGUUGCGCCCAAAUGUGAAGUGCGGGCUGUUGCUCUGCCCGCCCUCCACGGCACCACCGACGAAGGAACCUCAUCAGAGGGUGAGGUAUCCAUCCAACUAGGCCUCUUCGCCAAAGAAGACAUCGCCCCCGGCGAGAUCAUCCUUCGCGAAAACUCCCUCCUCACAGCCACUAACAGACUCCACGACGACCUCUGCGACGCCUGCAACGCCCCGCUCCCCGACUUAGCAUCCGAGAACCCCCCGUCGCCUGCACAGACUGCGACGACAUCAUCUUCUGCAGCCAAGCAUGCCACGACCAAGCACAGGAAACCUACCACGGCGCCCUCUGCGGUCUGA